AUGGCCGAGGCCUCCCCCCGGGAGCUCAGCGGCAGGUCCACCGCCAGCUGCGGGCCCGGGGGCGGUACCGCCUGCUUCCUCACCACCUUCCUCCCGGGCAGGAACCGCAAGGUGCCGCUCUUCUUCCCCUUGCUGACAGCCUUGUCCGCCGUCGGGGCAGCCGCCACCUCGGCCGCAUUGACCCCUGUGUUCUCGUCCGCCGCGGUGCUGCUGGCGGCGGCGCCGCCGCCUCCCACGCCGCCCAGCUUCAGCGGCGGCACCUUGACGGCUUGCAGCUGGGAGGCCGCGGCGCGGCCCUUGGGAGGGCGCAGCUCCACCCCCAUGGCAGACAGGAAGGCGGUCAGCUGGUCAGCUGAGAUCUCGCCAGAGGUGAAGCGCGACAGGGCGCCGCUCACGGCCGCCUUAAGCUCCGCCACCUGGCAGGGCGGGCGGUGGAGGGAGAUGGAGGUCGGCGUUUUCGGCCGACAGCCGCUGGUUGACCGCCGCCAGCUGCGAGGCCUCGGCCUCCGUCGCGCUGCAUGUCCUGCGCGGAACAAGGGUGCGAGCGGCGGAGCCAGUGGCGUGGCGGCGGUGCUCCUUCACAUCCCCGUUACCAUUAUUGUGAAGAGCUCGGUGCACCUCGAGCACCGCCGCACCGGCGCCAAUGGCCACCAGGAAGAGCAUGGCGCCACGGGAAGGGCAGCCAUGGCCCGCGCGGCACCUGAUGACGAGCCGCUGACAGGCUGGCAGCGGGUGGGGCGCCUGGCUGGCUACGCCUUCAAGCGGCAGGAGCCCGGGGAAGAGGUGCCCCCUAUGCCUGAGGAGCUUCGGGAGUGGGCCCAGGACACCCUGACCGCCACCCUGGUAGGGCUGGUGUUUGGGGGCGGCAAGCAGUGGAUCGACGAGCGGGGGGCAGGCGCGCCGCAGGCGCCGCCCGGCGCGCCCACCAAGCUGCACGCGGCGCGCGCGAUCGCCGAGGAGAACACGCAGCGGCUGUCGCGGGUGGCCAACGCGUCGGUGCGAGGCGGGCUGCACUUUGGGGGCCUGGCGGCGGCGUUCUAUGCGGUACAGGUGCUGAGCGGGGUGUACCGCGGGCGCCGCGACUUCCUCGACGCGGCGCACGGCGGCAUGGCGGCGGGCGCGCUGUUUGGGCUGUCCCUGCACCGUAGCAUGGGCAUGCGCGCCUCGCCGCUGCGCAGCCUGGUGCUGGGGGCGGCACUGGGGGCCUCCCUGGGCAUCCCGCUGGGACUCCUGCAGGACAAGGUGGCCUCCCUGCUGCCGGAGGAGCACCGCGCGGCACGGCUGCGCCGCCAGCUACACACCGAGGCCGUCAUUGCGGGGACAGUGCGGCCGGAGCGGGUGCGCGCGGCAGAGGCGGCGCGGCCGUACGAUGUGGCGGGAGCGAUCAUCCAGCAGCUGGAGGCCAGCCUGUCUAGCAGCCCCACGCGGCAGCAGCAGCAGCAGGGGCAGCAGGGGCAGAAGGGGCGGCCGUGA
Molecule: messenger RNA, 1473 nt
Organism: Chlorella variabilis
Lineage: Eukaryota; Viridiplantae; Chlorophyta; Trebouxiophyceae; Chlorellales; Chlorellaceae
Exons: 11
Coding region: 1-1473 (490 amino acids)
Cellular component (GO): mitochondrion
Source: RefSeq, a predicted model, not a curated record